GUAUUAGUGACGACCAAAGUCCACAGAGCCUUUCUGUAAAAGUGGAAGUGAAUUUGGAGAAGAAACAACAAUGGAGGAAGAUGCAGUGUUUAUGAAAGUUGCAAAAGUCAUAUCAGCUAUAAAAAACGCCAACCACGUUGAUCAAGUUAUUACUUCACUUCACUCCAUCGCCACCCUUCUUUUCCCUCUCCACCCUAAUCUUCUCCAAGGUAGCGGCGUUGAUGAGAGUUACAGAGAACAGAUUUUGAAUGUGAAGGUUCCUUCUUCAAAGGAACGAGAUGAUUGGUGGCGUGUCUUUUAUCAAGGACCUGCUUUUUCUACACUUGCUAGGUUCUUGUUACUUGAUGUUGCCUCCAACUGGUUGGCUUGUUUCCCCUUUUCAGCACAGAAAUAUGUUUACGAUGUUUUCUUUGUUCACGGAUUCGCCACCGAGGUGUUGCAGAUAUUGGUUUCUUUUCUCCGACACAAUGGAAAUGAUGAUAUUGAUAUUAAUGUUGUCAUCUCAAAUUCUGAAAGAUUGCUUGUACUGUGUCUGCUUGAAAAUAAUGGAGUGCUCCAGAUAGCAAGAGAGUUUGGUUCUCCUUCUAAAUCAAAAGGCUUUAAUGAUGAAUGGAUGAAGCCAAAUGUAUCUAGGAUUGCACAGGUUGUUGCGUCUAUUCCUGACAAAGCUAGAAUGAACUCCCCAACUUCAUUGUCAUCACAUGUAUUCUUCAGGCAGAUUAUUGUCCAAUUACUCUCCCUGGAAGAAGAAAGAGAGGUGAUAGACACCUCAGAUGAAAUAGACAAAAACGGUGCACUGUUAUUUAUAGGGGAAACUUUUUCUCGCAUUUGUCGCCGUGGUUCUGCUGAUCUUCUAGCAAGUGAAUUAAUACCCCGAGUUCUAAGGCUCGUCAACAGCUGCUUAUCAUCAAAUGACAGUUCUAUUAAUGAGGAUGUGCUUGAGUCAAAGCCAGAAGCGGUGUUUUGGUUGAAAAUGAUGGAAUCAAUCACGGAUCCUUAUACAACAGAAAGAAUCUCUGAGCAGAUUUUACAUGAACUAGCCAGGCAAGACACAAAUGAUGUUCAAGCAUAUUGGGUUCUGUGGCUGUUUUUCCAUAGAAUUUUCAAUCUUCGGGCUUCUGUCAGGUCCAUGUUUGUUGACACAUUCAUACUCUGGAAGGUAUUCCCUUUUAGUUGCCUAAAAUGGAUACUUCAAUUUGCUGUUUGUGAAUGCCCGCCUGGUACCUCUUUAUCAGGACAUAAUCGCCCUGGUCUUUUGAAGAUAAUCCAACGUCUACUGGCAAAAUGGUCUAAGAAAGAAUUUGUGCAAACAGCACCUAUUGAACAACAAGCUUGUAUCCUUUUUCAUCAUUUUAAUAUAACCGCUGGUCUUGGCCUUUCCCUAGAGACAAUGUCUAAAGAAGAAUUGGAUGGAAUGAAGGAUGCCAUGCCUUUGAUUCUUCAAGGAGUUAGCUGUAGGUUGGAGAGUCCUAAUCAUUUAGUUCGAAAAAUGGCUAGGAAUAUUGCUUUGGCAUUGUCUAAAAUUAUUGAUCCAAAAAAUCCUCUGUACCUUGAUGAUAGCUGCGAUGGGGAGACAAUAGAUUGGGCAUUUGGAUUCACUGACCCCAAGAAAAGGACACUGACUGCUUCAAAUUCUAGAAAAAUAGGUGUUGAGGAAACACAGAUAUCUACAAUUUCAGGUUCAGAGAGGGACUCUGGUUCCCUUCCCAAUAAAGAGAAAGGCAUUAGUGUAAAGGGUAAAAAGAAGUUAUUGGAUUUUAAUGUGCUUGAUCCAGAUGAGAUUGUUGAUCCAGGAUCACUGAAUCUUGAAUCAGAUACUAAUAGUGAGGUCGAUGACGAUGAUAGUGCAAGUGAGAACUCAUAUUCCUCAAGUGAUUCAUCUUUACAGCCGUAUGAUUUGUCAGACGAUGACUCAGAUUUAAAAAGAAAAAUUUCACAGUUAUCUGAUGUAGUUGCCGCUCUUCGAAAAUCCGAUGAUGCUGAUGGGGUGGAAAGAGCUCUUGAUGUAGUGGAAAAGCUCAUAAGAGCAUCCCCAGAUGAACUAAAACACGCUGCAAGGGAUCUUACCAGAACUCUUGUUCAGGUUCGUUGCUGUGAUAUAGCUUUAGAAGGUGAAGAAGAUUCAACAGAAGACAAAAGGCAAAGAGCAUUAAUUGCCUUGGCAGUCACGUGCCCAAUUGAAUCACUUGACACACUGCACAAUCUUUUGUAUUCACCUAAUGUAGAUAUUAGUCAACGCAUAAUGAUACUGGAUGUCAUGACAGAAGCAGCUCAGGAGCUUGCUGAAUCAAAAAUUACGAAGCCCAAACACGAGACUAGUUCUCUUGUAUCGGUUGUUUCAGAUACCCGACCUUGGUUCUUGCCUAGCAGUACAGGGACUCCUGGAACUGGUUCCUGGAAAGAGAUUUCAGGUACUGGCACUUUUUUGAAUUGGUCAAACAGCUUUGAGAGAGAACUUCCCUCAAAACCUAAUCAGGUCAAGAAAGGGAAAAGACGCCGUUGGAGCCUGAGAUCACCUUCUGCCCAACAAAACCUGAUGGAGUGUUCUCAUAACAAGUUUCCCAUGUAUGCUGCUGCUUUCAUGCUUCCUGCUAUGGAGGGUUAUGAUAAAAAAAGACACGGUGUUGACUUGCUUGGCAGGGAUUUUAUUGUCUUGGGGAAACUCAUUUAUAUGCUUGGGGUUUGUAUGAAAUCUGCAGCCAUGCAUCCAGAAGCGUCUGUGCUGGCUCCUUCCCUUCUGGAUAUGUUAAGAUCCAGAGAGGUAUGCCAUCACCAGGAAGCAUAUGUGAGAAGAGCCGUCCUUUUUGCAGCUGCAUGCAUAUUGGUUGCUCUUCAUCCAGCCUACGUAUCAUCUGCCUUACUCGAAGGAAAUGUUGAAAUUUCCAAUGGCCUUGAAUGGAUUCGCACAUAUGCCCUUGAUGUAGCUGAUUCUGACACAGAUAAAGAAUGCUAUACGAUGGCUAUGACAUCUUUACAACUCCAUGCUGAGAUGGCUCUUCAAACUUCCCGAGCACUGGAAUCAGCAAGAAGUUCAUUCAGGGCAAGCCCUACUCUUCGUUCGGAUGCAUCCAAAGUGAACAUUAAAAUUCCCUACCUAAAUGGGAAUUAGUGAUCCUACUGGUUAUUCUGAAUGACUUCAUUUGUUUAACCCAGAAUAUGAAUUCAAAAUUGUGUUGAACAUCUAUUUGCUACUUGAUUUCCUUGUUUAUCUAACUUUUCCUUUUUUGUUAUUCAUUUGAAAUUUGUAUAUAUUUUAGGUAUCUAAUUUAACAAUUAGUAUGAUGCCGAUGUUCAUAUAGUCAUCCCAAAUUCAUUAUUUAAUUUGAGGCGUUCUUCGUCUUUGUCUAC
Molecule: messenger RNA, 3348 nt
Organism: Trifolium pratense (red clover)
Lineage: Eukaryota; Viridiplantae; Streptophyta; Magnoliopsida; Fabales; Fabaceae
Product: telomere length regulation protein TEL2 homolog
Exons: 13
Coding region: 71-3109 (1012 amino acids)
Biological process (GO): protein stabilization; telomere maintenance via telomerase
Cellular component (GO): cytosol
Molecular function (GO): Hsp90 protein binding; telomeric repeat DNA binding
Source: RefSeq, a predicted model, not a curated record